GAGAGCGAAGUUGUGACGCACAAUUUCCGAUGGUUCUGUAGAAUAUGCUCUCACGAGCUCAAAGCGUUUGGAACGUAUGGAAUCUAAAUUUACAUUUGGCGAACCGUUGACGUUCACGUAAGCUCUGGAUUCAAUCAUGGCUUUCUUGUCGACCAGCCUCCCCAAUUCGAUACCGAACCAUACCCACUGGGUCAAACUAACCUAGCGAUCACGUUUUAACAUUCCUCACUAAUCUCAAACCAGGUGUGAUACGUUGCCUGAGAGUCCACAAUGCGUCCAUUAUGCAGUCCAUCACUGCUGUCAUCGUUCCUAGUCCUGCUUCUCACCUCGGCGGAGACUGCCUCAGUGGACAGCGAUAAAUGGCCCUACGAUCUUCCUGCAGAUGUCAAGUAUUAUCCCGAGCACGAGCGGCUGGUGCGGAGGAAUAUCGAAGCGCAUUCGCGGCUAAGAAGAGAUGCUCAGCCGACCGCGGUACGGAAGAUGUCCGGCGACGAAGGAGAGAUGUUCUUCCUCGACUACUGGCAGCUCGGGCAAAGUUCAGAUGAAGCGUGGGCGUCCGAAAGCGCAUUUUCAGAUGGGUCUCCAGAUCCUGACGACAAUACUGUCGCAUCUGUCCCGGCCCCUUUAGACCACGACCGCCUCGCCCAUCGAUCGAAUCUCUCAGAUCCGACUCCCCUCCAACCCUUCCUUCUCCACUCGAACGCAACAGAACAAGAGCAUCGAUGGCUAUGGGGCCGCAGUAGGCUAUCUAGACGGGACUUCCUAUGCCCCCUCGGAACGGAGAGCUGCGCAGGGAUCGGCCGACCCAACUCCUGCUGCGGAGCUGGCGAGACUUGCGUGCAGGUGGACGAUACGGGUCUGGGCGACGUCGGCUGUUGUCCUCAAGGUUCGAAUUGCGGAGGGGAGCUGUCGUCGUGUGACACCGCGGCGGGGUAUCAGGCAUGUCCUAAUAGCCCGAACGGCGGAUGCUGUAUACCGAACUACGCCUGCCUCGAUGUUGGAUGCAUCGUUGCGUCCACCAUGACAACGACCGUAACGCUCCCAGUCGUUACAGUCACCACCGGUCGCCCCUCAACCACUCCGACGCCUCCCCCACCGUCUACCACCCAAACGCAACCACUGACCUGCAGCCCCGGCUUCCAAUCAUGCCCCGCAUCGCUCGGCGGCGGCUGCUGUCCUUCCGACCGCGGCUGUGGACCUACCGAUUGUCCUCCGCUUAGCACCGCGGCCCCUCCCGUGCGACCCACUGGCAGCACGACAAUCACCUCUCCUCCACCUACGUCCGCGGCACCGACAACGACCCUCCCACCCAUCUCCGGCUGCCCGGGCGGAUUCUACAUGUGCUCCGCGUUCUACAUCGGUGGCUGCUGCCGCGUCGGCCGCGAUUGCGCGGAGACCAGUUGUCCGAGAGCGGAGAGCACCACUACGGUCGACGCCAAUGGGGUCACCGUCGUUGCGCCGGUGGGAGAUGGACCAGCGACGACGGCGGGAUCGUGUGCAUCGGGGUGGUUCAGUUGCCCUGCGGACGCGAAUGGCGGGUGUUGUCCGACUGAUUAUGCGUGUGGAACUGGGGCGCAGUGCUCGGCGACGGCGGGUGGUGGGGGGGCAGUUGAGAAGGUUCCGGCUAGCAGUGCGAGCAUGCAUGGGGUUAGGGGAGGGGUUGUUUGUAUCAUCGUGGGAAUGCUUGGGUUACUGCUGGUUUUAUGAAUGAAUGAUGAGGAACGAGCAACGAUAAGCGGAGCUGCAUUCUUAUAGAUUUUGGAGUCGGGUUCUGGAACUGUAUAUAGUAUGGUGCCGAUGUAUGAACCACCUGUUCUAUGAUUAAUUGGCCUAGUUUUGGCCAAAGGGCUCUGUCAAUGGAGAGAAACCGCAGUACUGCUUAGUAGUAUAGGGUAGGAUACAUGUUGAGAUAAAGGUAUUACGGAAUAUCAGACGAGGCCCUCGGAGUUAACGACUGAGGCAACGGAUUUACAAGACUCCUGCUUGGUCG
Eremomyces bilateralis CBS 781.70 is the source of this 1990-nucleotide messenger RNA. RefSeq lists its product as uncharacterized. The record is from RefSeq and is a predicted model, not a curated record. The transcript has 2 exons. Bases 271 to 1707 code for a protein of 478 amino acids. NCBI's taxonomy places the organism in Eukaryota, Fungi, Ascomycota, Dothideomycetes, Eremomycetales, Eremomycetaceae.